AUGACUGAAAAUCUUAACAACGCUAAUGAUAAUAUCACCAGUUUGACUGAAAAUCUGAACAACGCUAAUGAUAAUAUCACCAGUUUGACUGAAGAUCUGAACAACGCUAAUGAUAAUAUCACCAGUUUGACUGAAAAUCUGAACAACGCUCAUGAAAAUAUCGACACUUUGACUGAUACUAUCACCAGUUUGACUAAAUAUUUGAACAACGCCAAUGAAAAUUUCACCAGUUUGACUGAAAAUCUGAACAACGCUAAUGAAAAUAUCACCAGUUUGACUGAAAAUCUGAACAACGCUAAUGAAAAUUUCACCAGUUUGACUGAAGAUCUGCACAACGCCAAUGGAAAUAUCACCAGUUUGACUGAAAAUCUGAACAACGCUAAUGAAAAUAUCGACACUUUGACUGAAAAUAUCAGCAGUUUGACUCAAGAUCUGAGCAACGCCAGUGAAAAUAUCAGCAGUUUGACUAAAGAUUUGAACAACGCCAGUGAUAAUAUCAAUAGUUUGACUAAAAAUUUGAAAAUUGUCAAUGAAACUCUCGCGUAUUGUCGAAAGAAUUGGACAAAUUAUGAAGGACAUAUGAAAGCGCUGAUUGGAGCGAAGUUCAACGAAACUUCAGGACGUACAUAUCGGGUUGAUUCUGAUUCCCCGUUCGAGUACAACGAUCUGGUCAGUGAUGAUACAACAGGAGGCAACAACACGUGUGUCGCCGUGACACCCGCCAUACCGUAUAGAUGGGAAUAUGUUCCAUGUUCCGGAUUUACUGGCGCUGCCGCCUGCGAACUUCUCCCGUAA
Molecule: messenger RNA, 795 nt
Organism: Gigantopelta aegis
Lineage: Eukaryota; Metazoa; Mollusca; Gastropoda; Neomphalida; Peltospiridae
Product: AAC-rich mRNA clone AAC11 protein-like
Exons: 2
Coding region: 1-795 (264 amino acids)
Source: RefSeq, a predicted model, not a curated record